Molecule: messenger RNA, 129 nt
Organism: Dibothriocephalus latus
Lineage: Eukaryota; Metazoa; Platyhelminthes; Cestoda; Diphyllobothriidea; Diphyllobothriidae
Source: the annotation of a GenBank genome assembly
AUGCAUUCCACAACCACCUACGUUGCCGCCGACUUCCCUUCGCUCAAUCUGGAGGACCUAGACUCUGUAUCCGAGAUUGGUGCAGUCGCUGCCGGUCGCCACUCCAUGGCCAACGCUUCCAACGGCACC